Messenger RNA from Gossypium arboreum, 912 nucleotides. RefSeq lists its product as uncharacterized. NCBI's taxonomy places the organism in Eukaryota, Viridiplantae, Streptophyta, Magnoliopsida, Malvales, Malvaceae. The coding region runs from base 105 to 623 and encodes 172 amino acids. The transcript is spliced from 3 exons. The record is from RefSeq and is a predicted model, not a curated record.
AAAACUUCAUUAUCAAAAGAAAGGUCGUGGACUCUUUCCUUUGCUCACCUGAAUUAUUAGAUUAUACCCUUCGCCUCCUUUUGCAUGUCCCUCUCCCUCUUUUAAUGGGUUGUGGAAUUUCCAGAUUCGACAUCACCAAAGAGGGAGACGCCUCGCAGUUAUACACUCAAUUAAGCCUCGUUCAUCGACCCAAUGACCGUGCCAUUACUCAUAGUCACCUUGUUUCAAAGAAACCGUUACCCAACAAGAGGGAAGAGCAUGCAAAAGGAGAAGGUAUUCAUAAUAAGAAGGUGAAUCCCGAGGAAAAAGGAAUCAAACAAAGGGAAAAGGAAGAGGCCUUCGUUGAUAAACAAGGUUUUGAGGAUGAUGUAUAUGAUAGAGACGAUGACAUUUCAUACACACGAUCACCAAGUUUUAGGGUAUACUGCAUUCCAUCUCAAUCUGACGAUGGUAAUAAUGAAUGUGAUUGUAAUAUAGAGGAAAUAAAGGACGACCAACAGGUACAUGUUGAAAAUGACAAGAAGAGAUCAAGUAUAGGACGAGGGAAGACAAAUGGCAAAGGAGAAGAAAAAAAGAUUUUCAAGAUCCAUAUAUUUCGAAAUAUAUUCCACUCCUCAUGUUAGCAGCAUUGAGAAAAAAGGCUUUCUUGGUGGAACAGAAUGGUUGUCCAGGUUAGUUCAGGGAGCAAGGAUACAGAUACCUAAGAGGGGUAUGAGAACCAUACGGGUAUUACCGGUUCAUGUAAUUUUCGAAGCUACCAUGUAACUUGUUAGUCUAGUAGUGGUAGCCUUGCUUCUCAAAACCAUACGGGUAUUACCUGAUCAUGUAAUUUUCUCUUAUAUUCCCUUCUAUUCUUUCAUUUAACUCAAUUCUAUAUUUUAGAUUUUUGGGGUUGUUUUCCUUUUUAACACA